CAAAGACUUUUUGAAAUUUUAGUAAAAUUAUCUGAAUGUAAGCACAUUCUUAGAUUUUAUGGUGUUUCAAUAAUUGAAAAUAACAAUGUUAUGGUUUUUGAAUGGGCUGAACGUGGAACUUUGAGACAACUAUAUUUAAAAAAACACAUCUUAUGGCAUUAUAAGGUUCGAAUUGCUCUUGAAAUUUGUCGUGGCCUUAUUUUUUUACAAUACGCUGAUAUUUUGCAUCACGACCUGAAAUGUGAAAAUAUUUUAAUAACAGAAAAUUUAGAACCUAAAAUAUAUAAUUUUGAGUUAGCAAAUUAUUCUGAUAAAAAUACUACUUCAUUACCGAUAGAUGUAACCGCUGCUGGAGACAUAAUUCCUUGGUUAGCUCCUGAAAAAUUAACCGGUUCUCGAUACACAACCCAAUGUGAAAUUUUUAGUUUUGGUAUGUUACUUUGGGAGCUUGUUUUUGAAAAAAUUCCAUAUCAA
Rhizophagus irregularis DAOM 181602=DAOM 197198 is the source of this 474-nucleotide messenger RNA. The record is from RefSeq and is a predicted model, not a curated record. NCBI's taxonomy places the organism in Eukaryota, Fungi, Glomeromycota, Glomeromycetes, Glomerales, Glomeraceae.